AUGUCUUUGUUCCUCUGUUGGUUUAACAAUCCCAUAAUAAAAUAUACAAAUAGGGGCAUCUGUUAUGGAUCCCAGGGCUACCUGAAAAGGGACUGUUAUGGAUCGCAGGGCUACCUGAAAAGGGACUGUUAUGGAUCCCAGGGCUACCUGAAAAGGGACUGUUAUGGAUCCCAGGGCUACCUGAAAAGGUACUGUUAUGGAUCCCAGGGCUACCUGAAAAGGGACUGUUAUGGAUCCCAGGGCUACCUGAAAAGGGACUGUUAUGGAUCCCAGGGCUACCUGAAAAGGGACUGUUAUGGAUCCCAGGGCUACCUGAAAAGGGACUGUUAUGGAUCGCAGGGCUACCUGAAAAUGGACUGUUAUGGAUCCCAGGGCUACCUGAAAAGGGACUGUUAUGGGUCCCAGGGCUACCUGAAAAGGGACUGUUAUGGGUCCCAGGGCUACCUGAAAAGGGACUGUUAUGGAUCCCAGGGCUACCUGAAAAGGGACUGUUAUGGAUCCCAGGGCUACCUGAAAAGGGACUGUUAUGGAUCCCAGGGCUACCUGAAAAGGGACUGUUAUGGAUCCCAGGGCUACCUGAAAAGGGACUGUUAUGGAUCCCAGGGCUACCUGAAAAGGGACUGUUAUGGAUCCCAGGGCUACCUGAAAAGGGACUGUUAUGGAUCCCAGGGCACCUGA
This is a messenger RNA of Oncorhynchus tshawytscha (Chinook salmon), 678 nucleotides long. Its product is annotated as stress protein DDR48-like. The record is from RefSeq and is a predicted model, not a curated record. Lineage: Eukaryota; Metazoa; Chordata; Actinopteri; Salmoniformes; Salmonidae. The transcript has a single exon. Bases 1 to 678 code for a protein of 225 amino acids.